GUCACCUCUAGUCACUUCGUCUUUCAAUUGUCCUAAUCGCCAUAAAUCGAUUCACUACCUGAUCAACAGAAUGUCGACUGAUAAAAUCACAUUCUUGAUGAACUGGCACGCAACGCCAUAUCAUGCCCCUGUCUAUCUUGCUCAAAAGCUUGGAUACUUCGCCGAUGAAGGAAUCAAGGUAGCUCUUCUCGAGCCUAAUGAUCCCAGUGAUGUUACCGAGAUCAUCGGCUCCGGAAAAGUCGAUAUGGGUUUCAAAGCCAUGAUCCACACUCUUGCCGCGAAAGCUCGGGACUUUCCCGUUACCUCGAUCGGUUCCUUACUUGAUGAGCCAUUCACCGGAGUGGUUUAUCUCAAGGACAGUGGAAUUACCACCGACUUUCGCAGUCUCAAAGGAAAGAAGAUUGGAUAUGUUGGAGAAUUUGGAAAAAUCCAAAUCGACGAAUUGACCAAGUACUAUGGCAUGGAGCCAACUGAUUAUGAAGCUGUUCGUUGUGGCAUGAAUGUCUCAAAGGCUAUCAUCGAGGGAAGUAUCCAUGCCGGUAUCGGAUUGGAAAACGUGCAAAUGGUUGAACUGGAGGAGUGGCUGGCGAAUCAAGGUCGCCCUCGUUCUGAUGUUCAAAUGCUCCGUAUUGAUGAGCUUGCUGAGCUUGGAUGUUGUUGCUUCUGUUCCAUUUUGUAUAUUGCAAAUGAUGCAUUCAUUGCACAGAAUCCAGAGAAGGUUCGCAAGUUCAUGAAGGCUGUCAAACGAGCAACUGAUCACGUUCUUGGUUCUCCAUCCGACGCCUAUAAGACGUACAUUGACAUCAAACCUGAAAUGGCUUCUCCCGUCAACCGUAAGAUCUUUGAACGUUCUUACGCAUACUUUUCGAAGGAUCUUAAGAAUGUUCGACGUGAUUGGGAAAAGGUUACCAAGUAUGGUAAACGUCUUGGUGUUUUGAAUGAAGAUUUCAGUCCCAACUACACCAACGAAUUCCUCGAAUGGAAGCUUGAAGGCGAUUCGGCUGAUCCAACUGGCGACCAAAAGAGAAUGGUUGUCUUGCAACAAGAAGUCGCCGACAAUGGUGGAUUCAAGAGACUUGAUGUUAAGCUUGCUGCAUAAGAAGCUUUUUGAAGCUUAAUCCAGAAAACCCUUGGGUUCUAUUCCUAUUUUUGUAGAUUGACAGGAAACACAUUCAUUUAUACUCAUGCCAAUGCAUUAUUGCCAAUAAAAUCAAUUAAGGCUAUGCCGAGGAAUAUUCAAAGCUUUGCAUUCGUCUCGUUCAAUAUUAUGUGUAUGGUUUUUCGAUA
This is a messenger RNA of Botrytis cinerea B05.10, 1287 nucleotides long. It is a transcript of the gene Bcnmt1, whose product is annotated as Bcnmt1. The transcript has 6 exons. Gene Ontology annotation, biological process: thiamine biosynthetic process. The coding region runs from base 71 to 1099 and encodes 342 amino acids. Lineage: Eukaryota; Fungi; Ascomycota; Leotiomycetes; Helotiales; Sclerotiniaceae. The record is from RefSeq and is a predicted model, not a curated record.